AUGGUGCUGGGCUUGCACCGACCCUGUGCAAGAGUUCUCAGGAAAGAUGCAAAUGCAGCGUUGCUGAGCAACUAUGAGGUCUUCCAGUUACUGACUGACCUGAAGCAGCAGCGCAAAGAGAGUGGAAAAAACAAGCAGAGCUCUGGUCAGCAGAAUCUGAACACAAUAAUGUAUGAAACACUGAAGUACAUUUCAAAAACACCUUGUAGAUACCAGAGCCCUGAGACUGUGAGAGACUUCCUCAUAGCAAUGAAAGGCCACAAGCUAACCAAGGCAGAAAAGCUGCAGUUGCUUAACCACCGGCCUGUGACAGCAGUUGAAAUACAGCUGAUGGUAGAAGAAAGCGAGGAGAGGCUGACGGAGGAGCAGAUCGAGGCCCUUCUCCAGACAGUGACCAGCAUCCUGCCCGGGGACCCGGAGGAACAGCAGAGAGACUCAGCAAUGGCAACUGGAGACAAAGGUGACCAAGCCUAG
Messenger RNA from Chaetura pelagica (chimney swift), 474 nucleotides. RefSeq names its product CGRP receptor component (gene CRCP). Gene Ontology annotation, biological process: transcription initiation at RNA polymerase III promoter. Gene Ontology annotation, molecular function: nucleotide binding. The transcript has 6 exons. Lineage: Eukaryota; Metazoa; Chordata; Aves; Apodiformes; Apodidae. The record is from RefSeq and is a predicted model, not a curated record. The coding region runs from base 1 to 474 and encodes 157 amino acids. Gene Ontology annotation, cellular component: RNA polymerase III complex.